Molecule: messenger RNA, 2319 nt
Organism: Saccharomyces cerevisiae S288C
Lineage: Eukaryota; Fungi; Ascomycota; Saccharomycetes; Saccharomycetales; Saccharomycetaceae
Gene: URC2
Product: Urc2p
Exons: 1
Coding region: 1-2319 (772 amino acids)
Biological process (GO): regulation of transcription by RNA polymerase II; regulation of DNA-templated transcription
Cellular component (GO): cytoplasm; nucleus
Molecular function (GO): zinc ion binding; DNA-binding transcription factor activity, RNA polymerase II-specific
Source: RefSeq, marked reviewed
AUGGAUAUAAACUCAAAUGCCUCAGUAAGCCCCAGACCAGAUGGUUUACCGAUGACUGCUGGAUAUAAUUCUGCUUCUGGAAAGGUGCGAAAUAGUAUCAGAUCCAUAAUAAACCACCCAGAGGAUAGUGCAAGAGCCAAAGAGCGCAGUGAAACGAACAGUCCUAAGAAUAAUGGCAACAAAAAACCUAGAAAGAAAAGAAAAACAUUUAGUUGUGAUACUUGCAGGAGAGUGAAGACAAGGUGCGAUUUUGAACCUUUCAUUGGAAAAUGUUACAGAUGUAACGUUCUGCAGCUUGAUUGCUCCUUAGCCAGGAAUAAAGACAAUGAAAUUUUGAAUACUUUACGUGAGGAUGGUCUACUAAAGAAGAUCAACUCAAUUAAUCACAACCUUGGUUCUUUCUCUCAUUUGAAUGCGGACUCUCCCAACGAAAGCCAAAGUAGUUUUGAAAAGAAUGGAACGGUCAAUUUUGAUAAUUACAUGAUCGAUAAAAGGCUUUCAUCUUUAGAAGAGCACAUAAAAUCUUUACACCAGAAAAUGGACUUGAUAAUCACCACAGCAAAGAUGUCUUAUAACAGCGAUAUCAAAGGCCCUGGAGAUGAUAUUCAGAACGUGGAUUUCAGCUCAAAUAAGACGUACGAUAGUCGUCUAACUUCGGGCUCAGAGACGAUAAGGAAAACAGGGGAAUAUAGAAAAGAAAAUCUUUUCUUAAAUGGAUUUAAGUUGAAGGAAUCUCCUUUAAAAUUGCUACAUGAUAUUGAUGAGAGGCUAUUUCCAUCGAAGGCUACAUCUAAAGCUGCGAAGCUAGCUGGACAGCAAAGGCCAUAUGCUGUUGCAAGAGUGAACUUUCUCCAUUUUUAUGAGAAUAAUCAGGAAUUAUGCCAUAAGCUUGCAAAAGAAUUUCUGGUGAGAUCCCAUUUCUGGAUAAUUCCAGGUGGGAGAAAAGAGAUAGACGUGGAAUAUGCCCACUCACACCUAUUUAUUACAAGUGUUUUUACUAUUAUCGCUAUGAGUUUUGCUGACAACGAUAAAUACGCUGCAGAACAAGAAAUAUUGUAUCCUUUAGUGGAGAGAUUACUCACUAAUACGUUAACCAUGUUUGAAAAGUUAACAGCGUUUGAUAUUGAGGCUAUUUUAUAUUGCUGUAUGUUCCAUAUUUCGCGAAAGGCAAAGAGAUAUAGGCAACUGAAGUUUAAUUCUCUGGUACUAAGCAAUUUUGCGCUCAAUAGCUUGUUACAUGUAAUAGAUUUUUAUCAGAUAAAGGAUAGGGUUUUGGUAAAAGAAGUGUAUAAUCCCGAAGAUCUUUAUCAUCUAAGAAUACUAAAUUCACUAACUGCCUGCUAUUUAGAAUAUUCCAUUAGUUACGGCGAUAUUAGGGAACAGGAUGAUAUGCUUAAAGAGUUUAAUAAACUUGUGGCGAAAUUUCCUCAGGCGAAUUUUGGUGAUGACAUUAAAAUCAGUGAGAUAAAUUUAGGUGACAUCGUAAAUGGCAUCUUUAUAAACCUUAAAAAUUAUUUUGCGCAGUGUUUGGAUGACUUUAACAAUGACAGAUAUGGAGGUAACGCAGAUACUUUUAUCUUUGUUUUUCCAGAGCUAAAUUAUUGGCUGAAAAAUUGGGAAGAGCUUUUAGCAAAGGAUGGCGCGGGCGUGCUAUUGUUCACAUUUGAUUUUUAUCAUAUCAUGAUAUGUCGCACUUUUAUCACAGAAUUUUCUUCCACGCUAAAAAGCAACCAAAGGUUUUUGAAACUAAUUCUUAAUACGAUGAAAGAACAUUCAUUUUCGCUGUUGAAUGGGUUUUUGAGACUACCGCCAACGUUAAUAAGGGGUGCUCCGAUUUUUACUUGUCAUCAACUAGUCUACGCCUGUUUAACUCUUUGUGACUAUCUUUAUUGGUUCGAUUCUUCUGAACGUCAACGCGUUUUGAGUCUUUGUACAAAAGUGUACUGGCAUUUGAGCACUAUAGGGGAAAAAAUGAAUGAGGCUACUGAUAACGUUGGAAAAAUCAUAAAAUCUAUAAUUGAUACUAGUAAGACUCGUAUUAAUUUUGGCAGUUUGUCAAAAGAGAAUAGUGAUAAUGAUAAAAUGUCGACUAAUGCUAAUAACUACACAGGAGCAGGAAAUCUGCACGCCGCGAAACCCGCUACUUCGCCUACUAAUGUUGGUACUUUGCACGAGAACUUGUCCAGUAGUCACUUCAUGAUUCCUGACGUCGACCAAUUCAAUUCCUUUGAAGACUUUUUUCAGGAUUUUUUUGAUAGUUUAAAACCAAAUUCCCAAAAAAUGUUUACCAGCGAUAAGAAGACUGAACAAACUACUUAA